Episyrphus balteatus (marmalade hoverfly) is the source of this 5986-nucleotide messenger RNA. RefSeq names its product protein qui-1. The transcript has 22 exons. Lineage: Eukaryota; Metazoa; Arthropoda; Insecta; Diptera; Syrphidae. The record is from RefSeq and is a predicted model, not a curated record. Bases 189 to 5876 code for a protein of 1895 amino acids. Gene Ontology annotation, molecular function: protein binding.
UACGACGAUAUACAAAUAAAUUCAACUCGAAUUCAAGUCAACCAACCAUCAAAACCAUACCAAUCCCCUUAAUAUCCCCCCGAAACACACACACACAAACACAAUUGGGACUUGAUUAAAGGCACCAAAGUGACAUUUAAUUUGCCCAAAAUCCCUAAACAAAAGCAACAUCCCUCGUACAGCACCAAAUGGCUGUCCCUGUCGAGGAGGGCAUCCUCAGCGCCCUCCGGGGUGUAACAACUGAAUCAACACGCCUGCCCCAGCCAUUGCUGAUCAAAGUCUACGUGUCCAGUUUGAAAGAUGAAUUCAUCGAGGAACGUCGCAUGCUGCUGGAAUUGGUAGGCCCUGAGCUACAAUCGAUGUAUGAUGACCGACAGAUUGAGAUCGAAAUUGUGGAUAUGCAUUUUGGUACUGGCCCCCCAGACAUUAUCGCCCUGGAACAAGAUCCAUAUUUAAUUCACGAUUACUUAGAUGAAAUCGAAACUUGUCAUCGUGUCUCGAAAAGUGUAUUUUUUAUUGCUCUUGUUGGUGAAAGUAUUGGAAAAAUGUGGCUUCCCACUCACAUAGAUGAUGAAAUUUUUUCAGCCAUCUCGAGUUGUUGUUGUACGGGUGAAGCUGAGAGAAUUCUAUUAAAUAAAUGGUAUUCGUUGGACAGCAAUAAAGUCAAUGACAGUACUACUACCAGCAGCAGAAGCUGUUAUAGACUCAAAGAAGACUACCGAUCACUUUCCUUUGAGAAAUGGCAUUCGGAGUAUGUGAAACUUCUUAACGCAAUUGAAAAAUCACUCAACGCAAUAAUGAAACAGAAACAUCACUCAAAAGAAUUCUGUGAACGUAUCCAACAGAUGCGUAUGACACCAAUGGAGAUGGAAGUUCAUAAGGCUUUGGAACUCUCAAAUGAUAAAGUUAUUGCUGUGUUUCGAGAAUGGUCAAGCCAUCAGAGUCCUCCGGAUGUAGAAUCCGGUGAAAGGUUACGACAACUAAAAGAUCGUCUUACAAUAAAUCUCUCUUCGGAUAAUUACACAACAUUGGUAGUUGCAGGAAAAUCUGAAAAUCAUAGGAUUGAUGCUGAUUUAGAUGAACAUGAAUCCUAUUUGAGUAAAUUUAAAAAUAAAAUUUUCGACAAAAUGCGAAAUUUAAUCGAGGAACACAUUUCAAAUGAUCCCGAUGUUAUAAAGGGGAGAAAAAAGACUGUACAGGAAAUUUUCCACGAACACUCCACCCACUUGAGAUUUCUCAAGGAGCAUCUCGACUCGCAAAGCCUCAUCUCAUCAACGGUGCCGGAUCGUCUUCGAGCUAGCGUCAUGCUUAAUUUCCGCAAUGGCAGUCGUCAUGCUCCAUAUUUUAUUUACGGCAAAAAUGGUAGCGGCAAAAGCACCAUAAUGGCCGAUUUAUAUAGUCAAGUCAUCAAAUGGUUCGCGGAACUACCAACUCGAGCUCAUCGCAUGAUUCGCUUCGCUUCAGCCACACCCCGUUCCGCCUACAGCCUCGAACUGCUACGAGUCAUUUGCCAACAGAUUUCCAUUAUCUUCAAUAUACCCGAGGGUUACCUGCCCAAGGACGCAUCCUUUGAUCCGCUCUACAUCAAUAACUGGUUUCAGAAUUUGCUGAAAAGGUGCGAGGACAUGAACAACGACAUCCUGUUUCUGUUCAUUGACGACUUGCACAAGCUUAAUCCCUUGGAUUGUGAUAUAGUGGCGGCUUUGUCAUGGCUGCCGAUAAGCCUUCCCUGGAAUGUGCAAAUAAUCUGCAGUACAACAACUCCUGUUGACCAGCUGAAGUUUACAAAUAUCCAAAAGGACAGGUUCAAGUCGACCGAGUAUUUGUUUGAUUUGUCGCAGGAUGUGAACUUAACCAAGUUGCGGACAAUUGACGAUUUACCGUUUGAGGAGAAAAUUCUUGAGCAAUUUGAUCAUUUUGAAGAGCGUUAUGGGAAGAAGGCUUUCGGGAGAUUGGCUGCAUAUAUAACUUGCUCGGAAUAUGGGCUGUCGGAAACGGAACUGCUGGAAUUGCUAAUGCCUUGCGAUAACCCGGAGAUGUUCAUCGAAAUAGAAAAGGGAAAUUUUAAUUUCUCAUCGCUGAAGAAAAUCCGCAACGAAAUGAAAUUUCUUUUUCGAGAGAAAAUCAUGUCCGGAAAGGUUCUGAUUCAGUGGCGACACAGAUUUUGUGCGGAAAUUGCAAAAUCACGUUACAUGGAUGCAAAGAGCACCAGAACGAUGCACAUGGAAAUUGCAAAUAUAUUUUUCAAUCAAGAAGCUGAAGAGAGCGACGAUACGAGUGCGGAAAAAAGUGAUAAUGUCUCAGUUAUUAGCCAAAGAGAAAGAGAUACAGAAUCAGCAAAGCCACCUUCCCACCAUCAGGAUGACAACUCGACAUUUUACAAUCCGAUUGCAGCUGACGUCUCCUACAGCAUACGACAUGUAGAAGAGUCCUGGCAUCAUCUAAUGCGGUCUGAUGAUACUACAAAAUUCAAACAAAUUGCUGUAUGCAAUUUUGACUUUCUCCUUGCCGCGGUACAAACCGUUUCGAUAAGUUAUCUUCGCUGCUUAAUCGAGCAUGUCCGAUGCUACUUGCUCGACCGUGACAUUGAGCUAAUCUACUACACAAUUCGUAAGUCCAGUGAUGUCCUUACGCGUGAUCCCAUGCAAUUAGGUGCUCAGGUAAUCUCUUGGCUACGUCCCAUAAGCGAACACGACGAGAAUGACAAUUCGCUAUUGAGCAUUACAGUUCGUUCGGCAACAGCUUGGUGCGAUGGAUACACUGUCCCAUUGCUCGUCCCUCUCACCGGAUGGCUUCCGGCACCGCUGCCAUCACAGAUACGCACAAUGACCGUAUCCGGAACGGGACCCAUUCGAGAUAUUGUUGUUGCUCCAUCGAAACAGCACCUCAUUCUGGCAACAAAAUCUGGCGACGUCCAGCUAUGGCAUAUAAUGAGCAAUUCAUUGGAGCACACAUUCAAGGGACAUACGGCAGCGGUCACGUGUAUGCUAGUUGCACCACAAUCGGAUAUUCUGUUGACUGGCUCCGAGGAUACAUCUGUGAUUGUGUGGGACGUGAGCAACCGUGAAAUGAAAGUUCACAUUCGUGAACAAACAGGUCCAGUUACGUGCGUUGCUGUCGGCGUUAAUAAUACGGUCGUGAUUAGUGGCAGUGAGGAUGCAACAAUUGUCAUAUUCAACUUGCAUACUGGAAAGAAACUCCAAAAAAUCGAACACCAUCGCGGACCAGUGACAUCCGUCAAAGUGAGCUCCGCUUGCGAUGUACUCAUCUCGGCCAGUCAUGACAAACUCAUCUGUCUAUGGUCCUUAGAAGAUUAUACCUUACUUAACACGAUGACAAUGACAAGUCCUGUGAUGAGAAUAGACAUAUCGUGUGAUUCGGUAUUCCUGCUUGCUCAUUGUGAGGACAAUGGUUUAUAUCUGCGUACCCUGGCGACUGGCACCGAGCUACACACUCUCAAAGGACACAAAUCCAAGAUACGAACUAUGUCAAUUGCAAAGGAUAGCCAAAGGGCUGUGGUCGGCUGUGAGGAUACACGAGCCUUAAUUUUUGACAUGCAUUCGGGAAAACUCAUCCGCUCCAUGCCACCAAAUCCGGGACCAGUAACAGCUGUAUAUGCAAUGGACAACGAUGAUUUCCUGAUUACAGUGGGUGGAAAUAAAAUUACCUUUUACUCAUUCCGCAAUGAGGAGCUCUACGUUCAUCCGUAUUCACACAAUCAACGCAGGAAACGCUCCCUCAAGCGUAUGCAAUCGCAAAGGUCCCCAUCCACAACUCUGCCACCGAUAAGCUGUUUCGAUGUAUCCAGAGACUCUCAGUUGGCUGCCAUUGCUUCGGGCAAAAGUGUUCACAUUUUGAAGGUGAACAACACACCGGAAUAUCAAAUGACUUGCGAUGGACAUACGGGCGCUGUGACAUGUCUGAGCUUUGCACCGAAUAGCGAAUUUUUGGCAUGCGGUUCAGAUGAUAAGACUGUUAGUAUUUGGGGUAUUUCUCAAGGAGCAGUUGUAACAAGGUUUAAGGGUCACAAUACAACCAUUACGUCUGUGGUGGUUUUAAUGGAUUCCCGAAGGGUUAUUUCAUCGGACCGUGAAGGUUUUCUGUAUGUUUGGUUAGCUGAAGCAGCAACACUUCUACAAACUAUUCAGGGACCAUACAAAACUCUUGCUGUUACCAACAAUAUGAAGUUUGCUGUCUCAACAAACGGUGAUAAUAGUCUUAAAAUCUGGUCCCUUACGAGAGAAGAUGAAAAAUACUCAGUGUCACAUUCCGAUGACAUCACAUGUUUCACAAUUACAGCUGACAGCUUAUAUGUGAUAACCGGGUCGAAGGAUAUGUCACUAAAGGUUUGGCAAGCAACGGGUGGGAAAUUGGCACAAGUUCUGGUUGGACAUACAGAUGCUGUGACUUGUGUGACGGUAUCAGUGACAAAUAAGACACAAGUGAUAUCCGGAUCGAAGGACUUUAAUCUUAUAUUAUGGGACUUGCAUACUGGCGAGGAGGUUCACACGCUAGCUGGUCAUUUGGCUCAAGUUACAUGUGUCAAAGUUUCAGCUGAUGGAACAACUGCUGUCUCAGGAAGUGAUGAUAAAACUAUUAUCGUUUGGGAGACAAAACGUGGUUUAGCCUUAACUUCAUUACAACUUCAUGUGUCCUUUGCCCGUUUCGACAUUAGUUUGGAUUGUUCUCGAAUUCUCAUUCAACUUGUAGAUAGUUUUAAUUUGCCAGUGAUUUGUUUACAUAAUACUCCAGCACAAUAUGUUAAACUCCCAACAUAUUCAGCUCCAGCUAGAGACGUUGAAGAUCUUCGACCACAAGGUCCAAAACGUCAAAUGAAACGUUUACUCAAAAAAGAAGUCUCUCUCGAUACAUAUACUUGGCAGAAAAAAUAUGGACAUUUGACAUCAUCAGUAAUGAUGGCACAAGUUGAUGAACGAUUGAAGAGAAGAUUUUCGGUAUCGGCUAGUAUGGAGGAAAUUUCAAAAAUUGCUGAAAUGAAAACAUUGACAUCACAAACAAAUUUGGGGCCGGAACAAGCAGCCUUAGCACAAUCACAGCAUUUUGAUCAAUUAGAAGCAUUAUGGAAUAAGAGAUCACCGCCAAGAAGACGACAUAAUACGGGUCUAUCACGUCAAACAUCCCUUGUUGAAGAUCGCCUUGAAUCAUCCGACGACGAUGAAUACCAUGACGAACGUGCAGGUAUGUCCACAUCUACCGAAACUGUUGAUAAUUGUUAUUUAAGUCCUGGAAUGAUAAGAAUGCGUCCAAUUUCACUUCCAAUAGCUGCAUGGGAAACAUGUAGUGCAACUGAAUUAACAACAACGGUAAGUGGUUCAAAUCAUGGUGCUCAACCGGAUUUAGUUAAAGAUAUUCCUACUCCAGUCAAAUCAGAAUCAAAGAUUUCUUCUUCUUCAACAAAUCAAAUUGAUACAUUUCAUUUGCCUGGUUGUUCUAAUUGUAACAAUCAUCAUCCUAAAAAGAAAUGGAGUAUGUUUCGUUGGAAAUCUUUGAAAAUUCAUAAUCGUAGACAUCGAAAAUGUAGUUCUCUUCAAUUAAAUGAGGCUAAAAGUAUUCCAACUAUACCAGCCACAGUCCUAAUUGAACCCCAUGAUUCGACCACUUUUCGUUCUGAAGUUAAUCAAGAUCAGUCAAAUGUUAGUCGUGAUGGUCAAAUUUCAUCAUCACCUGUAACUAAUUUACAGAGAAAAUUUAAAAUGUUUAAUGUUUUUCAUUUACAUAGACGUGGCAAAGUCCUUUUAGCCACCAACUCGUCAAACGUUUUGACUGAUGUUGAUGCUUCGAAAGUUAAAAAUAAAAAGCACAAACGUAGAAUUAGAACGAAUUCAAUAAAUGAACACACCUGCCUUGCACAGUAGUAGAAGUUCCAAAAAUCAAACUCAAAAUAUAUUUAUUUCUCUUUUUAAAUAAUUUAUUAAUUUUCUAUAAACACUAUGUUCUGUGUCUUUUUUGUUUUUUUUUGUUAAAU